Messenger RNA from Trachemys scripta elegans, 7369 nucleotides. It is a transcript of the gene SLC6A7, whose product is annotated as solute carrier family 6 member 7. The record is from RefSeq and is a predicted model, not a curated record. Gene Ontology annotation, biological process: sodium ion transmembrane transport. Bases 2575 to 4485 code for a protein of 636 amino acids. Gene Ontology annotation, cellular component: membrane. NCBI's taxonomy places the organism in Eukaryota, Metazoa, Chordata, Testudines, Emydidae. The transcript is spliced from 14 exons. Gene Ontology annotation, molecular function: L-proline transmembrane transporter activity.
GAGAGAGAGAAGGGAGCCAAGAGGGGAGACAAUGACUCGGUGGAGAGAGGGGAAAGGGAGAGAGAAAAAUCCCAGACCUCAUUUGAUCAGUCGGAUUUUACAGGGCAAGGGGAGGGGUGGGCAGGAUUGCUGUGUCCAGACCAGCUGAUUUAUCCCUCCCCCGCCCCCACCCCUCAAAGAGCCGAUGACCCAGAGGAAUCUCUCCCCGGAGGAUGGGGACUGCAGGAAAAGAGAAAUAUUUUCCGUAGCCCUUCCAUGGUAGGGGGAGUCUGGUUGGCUUAGGGGUAUGAGGGUCCCUUUGCCCCCCGGGUGGGGAACGGUGUCUGGGACUCAUUUCAACCCAGGUCUAGCAAACCCCAUUUCUAAUCUGCUGUGACUGGUCAGUGUGGACGGGCUCUGCAUCACGGUUCUGUGCGCUAGCACAGUUCUGGUGAAGAGCCCAACUGCCCUGCCGCACCAUUCAGAGCUUCUAGGAUGGAUUCUCUGGGGGCUGCCUCUGCUUGGGUCAUUCUCAUGCCCCAGCCUGGGGAUGGAGGGGUGUCGCCUGUGCCCCUGGGGCGGAUCUUUCCAAGACAUCCCAGCGCUGUCCCUCUGCGUCUCACUGCAGCCUCGGUUUGUGCUGGGGUCUCAGGCUGGAACGCAGAGUUGGGGAGGUUAAAGAUUUUCUUGCUCUGGAAGCAGGAGGUAAGUGCUCGGCUCCCGGUGACCUAUGUGCAUGCACGCUGGGAUUCUGUGCAAUUGGGGAAUUGCCACCACAGUAUGAUGCCAGGGCCCAGAGUCCUGCCUCAGGAAGUCACAGCACCAGCCCAUUAGCUUAGCAGGUGUUCAGCUGUGGGUCCAGGGACAGCUGACGAUUUAUCCAACCCUUGCUGGUGGUUCCUGGAGAGCUGGCUAAUCGCGUGGGAGGAAGGAUGGGCUCGUGGUUAAGGCGCUGGGCUGGAACUCAGGAGAUCUGAGGUCUGUUCCUAGCACUGAAUCAGACCUCUUCUGGGACCUUGGGCAAAUCAGUUAACCACUUUGUGCCUCAGUUUCCCCAGAAUAAGGGUGUAAUAAUACUUCCUCACCUGGCGUGGGUGCUCUGAGGAUUAGUUCAUUAGCAUACGUGAGAUGCUCAGAUUCCAGGGAUGAGCACCAGAGACAAGCCAAUAAGUAAAUGAAGCAUGUUCUCCUUAUUUCCAGCUGCUAAUGGUCCCUCAGUUCCUUUUGCAGGUUGGCAGUUGGUGUAGUUAUCCCAGGGACGUGGCAGGAGGGGAGAGGUCUGGGAGCCCAUCUCUCUAGUAAGAGGGGCUUUGCGCUGUGAGAAUGUUUAAGAGCCCAUGUCCUAGCGCCUGCAGCACGACACUGUUCCCUGGAGCUCUGGCUCCCGCAGGCGAGAGCUCCCGUGGCAACGUCUCUCUGGGAGGAGGGAAAUAAAUAUGGGCAGGAAGGAACCGGGAGGCGCAGUGUGACAGGUCUGGUUUUCUGUCCUGGGCCUGUGUGCCGGUUGGCAGCUCUACACCUGGAAAGAGAGGGACUCCCCUCACACAUUCCCCUCUCCGGCCGGUGAAUCUGCUCUUGCUCCCAGACAGACACACUACCCCUGUUAUACGUUGCUGGGCUGUCGCGCAGUCUAGGGAGGCUGCUAGGGGCACUCGCACUGUUUAGAGCUGUGCUUCGGGGUUCCCUGUCUCAGAGCCCAUCUCUUACGGGAUGUUCGGAGAACCCCGGGGUGCCUUCUGCAUGGGCUAUCGCAGGGCCUGCUUAAAGAAGGGCCCAGUCAGCGCUGGUGGGGUGAACCCCAUGGGUCUAGUCCCUCUGGAUAUCUAGGCAGAUUCUUACUGGCUUGAUCCCAUUGUAUCGGCUGAUACGUUCAACCCUUACCUGCAGCACACCCUGUUAUUCAAGUCCUGCAGCACUUCAGCCCUGUCUUACUGCUCAUGCACCUCAAACCUCACCUGUGACAUGGCCUGCUGCUCCAAUCCGGGCCGCUCCCAGGCAUUGGUAGCCAGCAUUGGCAAAUUGCCAGCCGGAUCCUGGACCAGGAUAAAUAUCCAGUAGGGAUCACACUGAGAUCCAGCACACUCAUUCCACAUGUGCUGCAGCCCUGGUCUCCGCUUGAUUCCCACCCAAUGAGCAUUCCCUCACGGGGUCACUGAGGAUCUCCAGUCCCUGAGCCACCGGGGUUGUCCUCAUUGGAACUCGUUGCUUUCCCGAAGUAGGACUCAGCCCACAGACCCCGCACAUGGCAGAAACCCUUUUGAUUGAUAGCCCAUCUGCAACCUGCUGGGAUCCAUCCUCUUCCCACUUGCUGCUCCCCACCCAGCGAUUUCCAACUCAGAGCAAGCCCGUGUGCCAGCCCUGCUGGUUGCACCCUCUCUCAUUCUGUCUCAUUCCAGACAGGGUUAACAUCUCCUCUGUCUGUGCCAGGAACACCCAGCUGAGGAGGAGAGAGCCGGAGAGCGAGAAGUGGGAUUCUUCCUUUUCUUUUUCGGAUUCUCCUUGCCUCCCUCCCCAUCGCCGUAGAGACGGUCUCCGGGGCGAGCGAAGGUGUCAGCGUGCGGAGAGGCAGGGGAAGCAUAGCAACCGGACUUCAGGAUGAAGAAGGUCCAGGAGCACCAUCUCCGGGAGCCCAUAAUUCCAGACCUGCUGAUGACCCCCAGCGACCAAGGAGAUGGGGACCUGGAGAUGGAGUACCCAGCAGAGAGAGGGAAUUGGACCGGGAAGCUGGAUUUCCUUCUCUCUUGUAUUGGCUACUGUGUGGGGUUGGGGAAUGUGUGGCGGUUUCCGUACAGAGCUUACACCAAUGGGGGAGGAGCUUUCCUUGUUCCUUACUUCAUCAUGCUGGCAAUAUGUGGGAUCCCCAUCUUCUUCAUGGAGCUCUCACUAGGCCAGUUCUCCAGCCUGGGGCCACUUGCCGUCUGGAAGAUAAGCCCGCUCUUUAAAGGUGUCGGGAUGGGCACGAUCCUGAUUGUCUCUCUGGUGGCCAUUUACUAUAACAUGAUCAUUGCUUACGUGCUCUUCUACCUCUUCGCAUCCCUGACAAGCAACUUGCCCUGGGAGCACUGCGGCAACUGGUGGAACACCGACCUCUGCUUGGAUCACCAGGUCAUCAAGGCAGGGAAUGCUGCCAUCCCAUUCAACAUCACCAACACCGUCAGCCCGAGCGAGGAGUACUGGAAUCGUUAUGUUCUGCAUAUCCAAGGGAGCUCUGGGAUCGGGGAUCCUGGGAGAAUCCGCUGGAAUCUGUGCCUGUGUCUACUGCUCUCCUGGGUCAUUGUGUACCUCUGUAUCCUCAAGGGAGUCAAAUCCUCCGGCAAGGUUGUGUAUUUCACUGCCACAUUCCCUUACUUCAUCCUGAUCAUGCUGCUUAUUCGUGGCGUGACCCUGGAGGGGGCCUGGAUAGGAAUCAAGUUCUACCUCACACCCCAGUUUGAUCACCUGCUGUCUUCCAAGGUGUGGAUAGAGGCAGCUCUGCAGAUCUUCUACUCCCUUGGGGUGGGCUUCGGGGGACUGCUCACUUUCGCGUCUUAUAACACCUUCCACCAGAAUAUUUACAGGGAUACAUUUAUCGUCACCCUGGGCAAUGCCAUCACCAGCAUCCUGGCCGGGUUUGCCAUCUUCUCCGUCCUGGGCUACAUGUCGCAGGAGCUGGGCAUCCCUGUUAACCAAGUGGCAAAAGCAGGUCCCGGCUUGGCUUUCGUGGUGUACCCCCAGGCCAUGACGAUGCUUCCUCUUUCUCCACUCUGGUCUUUCCUUUUCUUCUUCAUGCUGCUGACCCUGGGCCUGGACAGCCAGUUUGCCUUCAUGGAGACCAUUGUUACCGCAGUGACCGAUGAGUUUCCUUAUUACCUGCGGCCCAAGAAGGCUUUUUUCUCGGCCAUCAUCUGUAUCGCCAUGUACCUGAUGGGGCUCAUUCUCACGACAGAGGGCGGGAUGUACUGGCUAGUCCUGCUGGAUGACUACAGUGCUGGGUUUGGACUCAUGGUGGUGGUGAUUACAACCUGCCUGGUGGUGACACGUGUCUAUGGCAUGAAGCGGUUCUGCCGGGAUAUUCACAUGAUGCUGGGCUUCCAACCAGGGCUGUACUUUAAAGCCUGCUGGAUGUUCCUGUCCCCGGCAAUGAUGAUGGCCCUGCUAGUGUACAAUAUAGUCAAGUACCAGCCCUCAGAGUAUGGGAGUUAUCGUUUCCCAUACUGGGCCGAGGUCCUGGGCAUCCUGAUGGGGCUGUUCUCCUGCCUGAUGAUCCCCGCAGGGAUGGUGGUCGCGGUGCUCAGAGAAGAAGGGACGCUGUGGGAGAGAAUCCAGCAAGCCAGCCGGCCAGCCAUGGACUGGGGCCCUUCUCUGGAGGAGAACAGAACCGGCAUGUACGUGGCUACCUUGGCUGGCAGCCAGUCCCCCAAACCCUUGAUGGUCCACAUGAGGAAAUACGGGGGAAUUACCAGCUACGAGAACACAGCCAUCGAGGUGGACAGGGAGAUCGAGGAGGAAGAGGAGUCCAUGAUGUGAGGAGGCCACGAACCCGGUGGGGAGCAGAGAAUGGGGCACUGCACCCCUGAACUUGCACAGUUGCACUUAGGCACUUCGGGCCGGUUAACAGGCCUUUCUAAAGGCAGCUGCGAGUUGCUGACCUUCCAGCAUCCCACGGGACGCCCUGGCCUCUCCAGGAGAACGCUGCUGAGAAUUCCAGUGUUGCUGAGAUUUUCGUUCAGUGUGGCAAGCUGUGUAAUGAAUGUGUGUGUUAGCUCUCCGGUGUCUGGGACCAGCUGCCCGGACCCUACCCUGCUCCAGGCCUGCCCCAGCCUGCCUGGGGGCCCUCCGCCCAGAGUUAUGACUCACUGACCCCUGGGUAAAGACUGCGACACGCACCCCCUUUGCACUCCUUUUGCCCCGGCAUCAGCGAGCAAGGCAGUGGAGAACAAGGCUAGUAGUUGUUGGUGUUGUUUGUGGUUGCUAAUCCUGUUUAACUCCAAUGACACACGGACACUGUGGAGAAAGGAUGUCUUUGUUAACCUCGCCCUGUCAGUGGACGUGUGUGAGUGCCCGUGCGUCCCACCUCUGGGAAGGGAAGACCAGAUUGGCCAUUCUUGAUAAAUGAGCCUAGGGAAAAGAAAGCCCAUGUUAUAAAACAAACCAACCUGCCCCCUCCCAGGCCUUUCUGUGCACGGCAGAGAAAGGUCAAACCUGGCCCUGGGUCUGUGAUAAAUCAGUCCUUUGCAGGUUGCUCUUAAGAGGGGCCAUUUGCACUCUGGGUGAGUUCAGAACCUCGGGGUGAGGCGAUGUCAGGUAAACCCCGCCGUGGACUGCAGCUGGUGAUGGGGCAGAGCCUCUGGCUGUGGCUGUCCCUCCCCUAUUCCCGCCCAGGGUGGAGCAGAGUAGGGCCCAAGGGGGCGAUGGCUAAUCUCAGCAGUGCCCUCCAGUCGCACGCCCUGGGAGCAGAGUGCAGGCCCGGGGGGGCCCACUUGUCGUGAUCGCCGUGUGUUUUCCAUGCGUUUGCAAUGCGACGGGAUCGGCCCACUCGCCCCUGAGCGAAGGAGGCAGCAGGACCAGCCAGGCGCUCUCCGGCAUUGCUGCAGUGCUUGUGCUGGGCUGACUACCCCGUGAAUUAUGAAUGAGGAGCUAUUGGAAGUGUUACUAAAAUAACUUCACAGAAAGGAAUGGAAAAAACCUCUCUGCAUGGGAUCUUUGCGAGAUCCCUCUCGCUGGGCACAGAGACCCCCAUGCUGAGGGGCUGCCUCCGCUCCAGAGUCUUCUCCAGGCAGGGCCAGAAAUCCAGUCCCACUUCUUCUCCUCCAGUACCAGAGUCCACUCAAGGUGGGCACAGAUCACCUCCCCUUGUAGUCCUGGUUAUUGACGUUUUUUGGGGGGUGCCCCUUAUCUCACAUGGCAAUAGGAAAACCCUGGCCUGGCAAUCAGUGCUUGCAUGACAUGGAGUAUAGCUCCAGGAAUGUCCUGACUUGUCAAAGUCUCCAGGAAGUCCUCUCCCCAUAUGGCCUCUUACAAUUCCUAAAGUAGGGUGCCCAGAUAGCAAGUGUGAAAAAUCGGGACGGGGUGGGGGGAAUAGGCGCCUAUAUAAAACAAAGCCCCGAAUAUCAGGACUGUCCAUAUAAAAUCAAGUCUUCUGCUCACCCUAUGCUACACGCAGCUCUCCACACCUUCCUCCCUCAGCAGUCUGAGGGUAUGGCUACCCUGUGCGCUGUGAGUGCAUCUACACAGCAAAAAUCAAUCCAUCAAUCUGUGGCAGCGAGUCUCAGAGCUCGAUCAACUGACUUGGGCUUGCGGGGCUCAAAAGAGCAGUGCAGACAUUCAGACUCCGGCUGAAACCCGGGAUAUGAGACCCUCCCCUGUUGCCAGGUUUCACAGCCCGGGUUCCAGCCCAAGCCCGAGCAUCUACACUGCUAUGUUUAGCCCACAGCGUGAACCCUGCAUCAAUUGACCUAGGCUCUUUGCUGUGUAGACGUAAUCUACGCCUGGGCUCUGAAUCAGGUUUGAGCCCAAGUCCCACUUCUGUCCACAUACAAAUCAGUCUGUCCUGGGGCCUGGGACCCUGCUAGGGGAGUGGGUCAGAGCCUGCGAUCUGCUGUGACGUGGGUCCAAGCCCUGGCAAUUUGCAGUGUGGCUGCAGGUCAAGCCGCAGACCCGAGUCAGAAGGUCUGCGUAGCGCAGCGUGGAAGCGUUUGCACGGCUGAGAGACCCGCGUCCAGCAGCUGUGACCCCAGGUUUUCAAUGCAGUGUGGUGGCUCAAGGGCAAGCUCACAGGUCCACAGUGCAGUGCGGGGAUGUCUGCACUUCAAGCUGGGGGUGCAAUCCCAUGUUAGCGCAAUCAGAGGCAGUGCGCUAAAAACUGCAGGGUAGCUGCAGUGGCGCGAGCAGCGGGAUGGGGUAGCUGCCCCCCCCAUAUGUGCUGAGGGUCUCCCACUGGAUUGUACGUGAGGCUGUUAGGCCUUCCCACUGCUGUGGCUACGCUGCUACUGUUAGCGCAGUAGCGUGAGCAGAGCUGGCGUGGGUACGUCUCUCUUCGCCCAGCGUAGCCACAGCCUCAGGGUUGGAGGCCAGGGCAUCAGUGGCUCCUGGCGGCAUGAUUCCGUGUCCUGUGAUUUCCAGUUUUGCCAGCCUGCCCCGCAGGGUCCUGGCAGCCGGUGUGUGUUUGUGCGUCGGUGCGUCAGCAGCUCAGCUCCUGCCGGUGCUGUUGUGCCUGGAGGGUGCAGGGCACCCUCUCUGAAGGAGCAGCAUUUCAAUACCUAAGCUGCCCCCGUGGUGGUUUGUAGUGUAUCCCGUGUUCGCCUACUGUGACGUGUGUUCUCGAGUGUGCGUGUGUCAUCGAUGUAACAUUGCAAACAAAUGAAGAUUCACCCUUCGGUGAGUGCUGUUUUCACUGCACCCUGGGCUUGAA